Molecule: messenger RNA, 2685 nt
Organism: Spirodela intermedia
Lineage: Eukaryota; Viridiplantae; Streptophyta; Magnoliopsida; Alismatales; Araceae
Source: the annotation of a GenBank genome assembly
AUGGCGGACGCGGUUGUGAGCUACGUCGUGAAUCGGGUCGGCAACUUCCUCCUCGAUGAAGCGGUCUUCCUGUCCGAAGUCAAAGAUCAGGUGGAGUGGGUCAAGGAUGAGCUUCUGGCGAUGGAGUGCUUCCUCAAGGACGCGGACGCGAAGAGCAAGGGGGACGAAAGGGUGAAGAACUGGGUAAGAAAUGUGAGGGAAAUCGCUUGUCGGGCGGAGGAUCUCAUCGAAUCAUUCGUCCUCGAUGCCCAGCGGAGGGGACGACGGAGCGAGGGCUUCGUCCAGACCGCAUUGUCCUGCGUUUGCGUCCCUAGCGACUCCAUCGUUCUCCACCAAUUCGGUAAGGAGAUCGAGGCCAUAAAGACCAAAAUCCGCGACGUCAAUGAACGGAGAAUCACCUACGGCAUUCAGAACUUGGGGGAAGAGGCGACCAGGAAGAUCGACGAUACAGUCUGGGAACGGAGGCGGGUCGUUCUCCACGCCUCAGAUGCAGAUCUGGUCGGCAUGGACGAGGAGAAGAACAGGAUCCUGGAACAUCUGUUGGACGAAAGCAGGAAGAAGCGGUCCGUGGUCUCCAUUGUGGGGAUGGGCGGCCUCGGGAAGACCACUCUUGCUAAGAGAAUCUUCAAUCAAGUCAGAGCCAAUUUCAGUCCCUCGUUGUUGAUCGUGGUCUCCCGGGAGUACUCCGUGGAGGAUCUCCUUCGAGACUUACUCCGGCAAGUCACGGGGCUCGGAGGAGAGGAACAAGAGAAAAUGCCGAGGGACAAACGCGAGGAGAGGCUUUACCAGGACUUGAUGGAUAAGAAAUACUUGAUAAUGUUGGACGACGUGUGGGAUACGGAUGUUUGGAGAAUCCUUGGUCCGCAUCUCCCAGACGCCAAGAACGGAAGCCGAGUGGUGAUCACCACCCGCUCCAUCGACGUUGCCAGAGCUGCGGACUCAACGACUCCUCCCCACGAGCUGCGGUUUUUAACCGAGGAGGAGAGCUGGGAGCUCCUCUCCAAGAAGGCGUUCCCGAAUCAGGAGGAUAUCGAUGCAGUCUGUUCUGAACAGUUGAGGGAAGUCGGGAAACAGAUCGCGAGGAAAUGCGGGGGCCUGCCUCUGGCGCUGGUGGUGAUCGGCGGUCUCCUGUCGACGAAAGAUCCGUCACUGAAGGAGUGGAGGAGGCUUGCGGAGACCAUCGUCUGGAAAGACAUCAAAGAUGGCCGGCUGUGCCUGGAUAUACUGGCGCUGAGUUACGCUGACUUGCCCCAUCACCUGAAGUGUUGUUUCCUUUAUUUUAGUUCUUUUCCAGAGGACUUUGAGAUUUAUAUCGAGAAGCUGACCAGAUUGUGGAUAGCGGAGGGCUUGGUGGAGCGCAGAGCAGGAGAAACACUCGAAGAGUCCGCAGAGGGUUACCUGAAUGAGCUCGUCCGGAGGUGCAUGGUGACAGUUGUGCAACAUGGUAAUAAUAGUUGGCAAGACUGCCGGAUCCAUGAUCUGCUGCGCGAUUUUUCCAUUGCAGAGGCCAAGGAGGUAGGCUUCCUUGUCUGCCGCCGGAUUCCAGAAGAUCAAGAAGCCUCCCGACCGGAUUCCACCGUGCGGCGCCUUUCUCUGCACGCAGGGGUAGCAGAGGACUACGUCUCCCUCGUGAAGUACACCCCAAGAGUUCGCACCUUGAUGUGGUUCAAUGCCCGACGGAGGCGGGUUGUAAACUUCACCAUUCCGGAGCUGAAACUGCUCAGGGUCAUUGAUCUGGAGGGGGCACCACUCGCCGUACUUCCAAAACAAGUUGGAGACCUGGUCCAUCUCCGAUACUUGGGCUUGAGAUGGACAAAGAUAAGGGGACUUCCAUCUUCAGUCGGGAACCUUCCUCAUCUACAGUGCUUGGACGUGCAGUGGACGCGGAUCGAGAGGAUGCCGAGAUCUGUGUGGAAGCUCGAGGCCUUACGACACGUCGACGUUCCCGAAGAAGUGGAUCUGGAGAUGGUGGAGCCAGGCUUAAAAAACUUGCAGGUGCUCAAGGUCGUCCGGGCCGGGAGCUGGAUAGAAAGCUGCCUAGGGACCAUUACCAGUCUCCGGGAGCUGGAACUAACUGGGCUCAAAGUCGAUCAUCAUGACGCGCUGUCGUCUUCGCUACCGAUGCUGUCUCACCUCAAGAAGUUGAGACUGGAAGGCGCGUCGAUCCCAGCCUGUCUCUGGAAACCGUCCAGUUUUGCUUCCCUGGAAGUCCUAUCCCUGAAGGGACAGCUGACGAAGCCGCAGCAACCAGGUUCUGGCGGCGUCCAGUGGCCCCUCAACCUGACCCAGCUCUCACUAAGUGGCACCAAGCUGGAUCAAGGCUCCAUAUCGGCGCUCCAGAGCCUCCCUGAACUUGCAGUUCUGACUCUAUACAGUGGGUCCUACACAGGAAACGAGAUGAUCUGCUCCCGCGGUGGGUUCCCCCAACUGCAGUUCCUCGCGCUUGCUGCACUGGAGUUGGAGAGUUUGGUGGUUGAGGCUGGGGCCAUGUCCCGCCUGAGGAGCUUGAAGAUCUACGGCUGCAAAAAGCUGGUGAUGCUUCCUGAAGGGUUGCAAUACAUGACUGCUUUGAAGCACCUCGCUCUGCACUUUAUGCCCCCUGACUUCUGUUCUAGAGUCCGGGAGGAUGGAGAGGACUGGCCCAAAAUCCGGCACAUACCUUCAAUCUACAUUCCAGAUCCGUAG